GGGGCUGUUUUCUCCCUCUCAGUUGGCCGCGAUUCAGCGUCGGGUGUAUGUCCCGCUCGUCGCGGUUCGACCGACGCGAAAACACGGCGAUUGUCACGAGCAACGUUUGUCUUCUUCGUCAAAAAUCCCGCUCCCUCCCCUUGCGUAUUCUUGUGACAGUAAAUCACAGUGCGUCGACGUCUGAAUAAUCGAAUAUCGGCGAGUUCGCGUUCUUAUCCCAAAACUAAUAUCGUUGGUGCGGCUCGUUUCGAGUAUAAUCGUAGAGAAGUGUGCGAGAGUCGAAGGAGACAGUGUUAGCGCAGUUAGUAUCUAAGAGGGAAGUGUAAGAGAAACGGGAUAGGGGUUUCUAUUCGAUCAGAGAAUCGUAGGACGUUUAGAUCGGUGUGAUACGUGGUGCCGGAUCUACGUAUCCUUAUACUCUGGGUCGUUAUCGGAUGUUUUAAAUUCGUUGGAUCGGUGAUUUAACUAGAUGGAUAAGUCACGAAUGUCACGGAUAAUUGGGAGAGUUUGACUGAUCCCGAGAUAGCCAAGGCAGCCCUCGAGGGAUCCCAAUCGGUUAGGAUGCGACGAGAGCCGAUCGGGGUAUAAAUAAGAAGCAGAACGGGCCAGUUAUUUCCAUCGUGACGCACAGUCGCGGCUACUAUCUGUGUGUUCCGGGGUAUACGCGGUGGCGAAAGAUUGAUUGCGUUAAAGAGGAACUAGCGCGCGAUCGCUUGACUCGUUUGCCAACCCGUUCCGAUCCGCUGCUCUCCUAGAGCGCUCGAAUGGGAACGUGCAUUUCGGCCAGCGAAAUAAUUUUCAAUUUCGUCUGUUCGUCACGCGGAUUAACCCCGUCGAUCCGAUCAAUAAUCGUAACGCCGUUCGAUUAAUUUUUCCUUCGUCUAAAUACAGUUCUGCUUGCUGGUGAAUCUUUCUUUAAAUCCUCUGCAUUCUAUCGAGUUGUCUAACCGAACCGAGGAAAUCAAUGAACAUCAGCCAGCUUCCUUCGUAUCAAUCUCAACCUGUCCACGAUGAAGUCUCUGCCUAUCGUCGUCUAUCAUCGAGCUCGAUAAAAUCGAGUUUGCCGAGCUGCCACGGGACCUAAGACAACAUGAACGGAACAGGGUCAGGGCUAUGGGAAUGUUGAACUGGUGGAAGCGGAAUAUCCCGGUGGAAACUCGAGGCACAGCCGAGCUGCAAGCCCGAGGAGAGGAUGAGACGUCUGGAGGAAGAGGCCACAUCGAACAAUCGAUCGCAGCUUCGACGAUAAUUGCUAAAGCCGAUGCAGCAGUCUCCUCCACGGUUGAACGGUUGCUUCUCUACCGGAGGAUCCUCCGGGUCUGAAAGGAAAAUCCGAGCCGAAUUGCCAACGACAGAUGGGAGCCGCGGCCCAGGUGACCCAGAUGCGCACGCGACACGAAUUCUAGGGAAAAAACGACAAUAAUGAGGAGACCAGACAUUAACUGCAACCUCGACAAUAAACACGUAAGACUGACGCGGGUCGAUUAGCAGGCGGGAGUAGAAGGAAAGCGAAGGAAACGGGGAGGGAAAAUAGAGAAGAAAGGAAGAGGACGUGGCGUGCCGUGGAUAAGAAACGUCGUAUAUUUUCGUGAUCCAUUUUCGACAAGAGAAGACACAGCGCGGAUGCGCCAGGGAUUAGAGAAGAAAGAAGAUGUAGAGAAACGUUUCUGCGAGCAUCUUGCCAAACUUCUGUAGAAGCUUCUAAUUCAGAAAAAGUACAACGCAAGAGGAACCAUAGAAGCCAAGAGAUGUCUUUGAAUCACAGAUAUUACGUAACGACUGUGCCGGACGAGGGCGAGAACAGUUUUAAAAUGCCCAGAGCUUCUGUGGUACACAUGACUUCGACGGCGACCAGACCGCAGCACAUGUCGCAGGUGUUGGCCACCCUAGCGCUGUCUAUGGGAACACUGUCCUCGGGCCUGGCAAAGGGUUACACCUCACCAGCCUUGGACUCCAUUCUGGACAACCAACCACCUCACCUUUAUCAAACAUCAAACAACGACACUGGGUCGGCUUUCUCGGUGACGCAACAAGAAGCCUCGUGGGUAGCGUCGUUGUCGAUGCUGGGCGCAUGGUUCGGUGCUAUGAUCGGCGAUUGGAUAAUGAGGAGGGGUCGUAGAUUGGCGCUCCGUGUCACGUCUUUGCCUCUGGCCGCCGUAUGGAUCCUUACGGGCAUCGCACCCUGCUUGGAAUUGGUAUACGCCACGAGCUUCAUCGGGGGCCUUUGCUGCUGCAUGAUCGUUAUGGUAGCUCAGGUAUACAUAUCAGAAAUCUCGAUGCCGGGAAUCAGGGGCUGUCUAUCGGCGAUGCUGAAGGUGGUCGGUAACGUUGGCGUGUUAUUGUCGUACAUCGCGGGCACGUACCUGAACUGGCGACAGAGCGCACUGCUGGUAGCCAUAGCGCCGUCGAUGCUCUUUCUAGGUACUUUCUUUAUACCCGAGACGCCAUCGUACCUCGUUCUGAAUGGCAAAGACGACGAAGCUGCCAAGAGCUUGCAAUGGCUGCGCGGUGAUCAGGUCGACAUACGUCACGAACUGCAGGUGAUCAAAACGAAUAUCCUGGCGUCACGAGCGAAGCAGUACGAGCAGACGCUCAAGAACAGCAUGUUCACACCUGAGCUGUACAAGCCAAUCGCCAUCACGUGCGGGUUAAUGUUCUUCCAGCGAUUUUCUGGCGCGAACGCGUUCAAUUAUUACGCGGUGAUUAUAUUCCGUCAGACUCUGGGCGGCAUGAAUCCUCACGGCGCGACCAUUGCAAUUGGCUUUGUGCAAUUAUUGGCUUCUAUGUUAUCAGGAUUCCUGAUCGACAUCGUGGGUAGGCUACCGCUGCUGAUUGCCAGUACCGUGUUCAUGUCGUUGGCGUUAGCAGGUUUCGGCAGUUAUGCCUAUUACAUGUCGCAGACGCAAAAUCUGGGCUAUCCGGACACGGCGGUGGUCGGUCAGCACGACUGGAUACCGUUGCUCUGCGUGCUCGUCUUCACGACCGCUCUAGCUUUGGGCAUAUCGCCAAUUUCGUGGUUAUUGAUUGGCGAGCUCUUUCCCCUGCAGUAUCGUGGCCUCGGCUCCAGCAUCAGCAUGAGCUUCAACUACUUCUGCGCGUUCGUCGGCAUUAAGCUCUUCAUGGAUUUUCAGCAGACGUUUGGUCUACACGGAGCAUUCUGGUUCUACGCAGCAGUCGCGGUAUGCGGACUAUGUUUCGUAGUAUGCUGCGUGCCCGAGACCAAAGGGAAACAACUGGAUGAGAUGAAUCCAGACUACGCACAGACACGGUAGUAUAAGGCCUCGUUAACGGGGGGUUUGUCGAACCUGGAGAAAUCCAACAAACCCCUACCAGGAGGAGCUUAUCCGAAUCAACACGAUCCGAGAGAGCUGUAUAAUGCGAAUCCAGCUACGGAUAUUCCAACGACGUCUUUCCACACACCGAACUACAGGAGUAAUCAUCGGAAACUAUCCGAUUAUUGCAACAUCUUCACCGAGAAAACUAACAGAAUCGGUAGAAACGUGGGAAGUUUCAUGCAGUCCCGUGGAUUCUUCACGGCGCGUCGUUCCACCGACGAAAGUUCGCGCAGCAACGCGACCACAACGCAUAGAAGCAACGGAGACGUGAUCCGAAACGAUUAUCGAUUCCCCGAUCGGCUGAACGAACGACCUCAAGUACUCGAGGAGAAUCAGCAUCGUUAUGGUCGGAACGGACGAAAUCGCCGAGAUAGAUGUGCCUACCCAAAGGACGUAUAUCCAACGGAUACGUAUCCAGAAGAAAGAAGCAUCGAUUCGAAUUACGUAAAUCGCGACAUGGAGAUGCAGCCUCGACGAGUUAGGCAUCGCGAUUACACGGCUGCGUACGAGGACAACAGCUGGAGGGACGUCUCGUGUGAUUUAAACGGGUCUAAGCCGAUCCUGAGGAACGGCAUUAGUCACGGAAGGGGCGAGAGGCUUUACAGCUCGACUUUGCCCAGACGAAGUAGAACCAUCAAUUUCAGAGAUCAGCCGGUCAAUUCCCUCGAAUCGCGGCGUAGCUACCCGAGAAGCUUGCAGGACCUCUCGGACCUCGAGCUGGACGAUAGAAUACGAGAUUCAGGCGAUUCGUCUCUUGUAUCGUCCAACAGGGAAUGGAGAAACGACAGUCUGCUGGACGAUGGUUACAGACGUCGAAGAUAUCGGGAGGACCAACUCGAAGAUGAUUAUUUGAGACUCUACAGAAGUUUGUCCAGGCUGAACAGAUAUCCGCAGGGUGGCAAGUACGAGCCCGGCCAGGUACACUACGAGAGAGAAUGCAGGACAUUCGGCAAGGACACGGUUGCUUUCAUUUAUUACAAAACGUGCUACUUGUGAUGCACGAAGAAACGCAAUAGGGUUGACGAUAGUAAUCGAUCAAAGCGUUCUUCAUCGAUGGAUCAUCGUCUACCCGAUAUUCUUAAUUGUUCGUUGAUAACGAGGAAGCUUGGUGACCUGAUUUUCACGAUGCUCGUUCUUCCGAUGUAUUUUUUCGAUUAAGCUUUCGAUUGACGCGAAUUGGAAUCGUGAUGUUCUCGCGACGUUUAGAAUAUAUUUAAGUAUUAGAAGAUUUUCUUUCCACGACGAACCACCGAGAGUCUCUAAUAACAGAGAUAAUUGUUUAUUUGCUAUAUCGAAGGGUAUUGAAACGACUUGAUUUUUAUCACAGCAAGAUCUCAUUAGCGACGACGUUAGAUUAUUGAGUUCCUUGAUCGAUUUGAUACGAGCUUUUUUCCGUUGACCAGACGAUAGAAAUGAAUAUGAAUGUAAUAUUUCAUGAUUCAUCAGCUGGCGUAUAAGAUUGGUCAGAAACGCGUACAUUCGAUCGAACGAACGCGACGAGUCUCCCUUUCUAAUCAUCUUCGAAUACUUGACGUGUAAAACAUUCUAAAAGACUUGUAUCGAGUAAUCAAAAAGGAUACAAUUUAUAUGAACGUAGAAUAGAGGUUAACGAUUAAUAGCGGGUAACUUGUUAGAAAUUGAUGAACGCAUCGAGACGUUCGAGUGUUAAUUUCUCCUCCCUCUGACCAGUUUUAUGCUCACUUUCGAUAUUAUAAAUCGUAAAAUGAAGGAAUAAGAUCUGUUUUCAAACGACACGACUGAAUUACAUAAAUUCGUAUUAGAUAACCAUCUUCGUGAUUUGCCUUGUGAAACGUUGAACGAUAUUUUGACCAAGAAGCGCAUUAAAUUAGCAUACGUUAUUUUCCGUAACUAUCGAAACUACGUAGAACGAAUAUUUGCGGAUUACACGCACCCGAAAAGAAAGAUGGAUCUCGUCGAAACAAUACAAAAAAAAAAAAAAAAAAAAAAAAGAA
Bombus pascuorum is the source of this 5308-nucleotide messenger RNA. Its product is annotated as facilitated trehalose transporter Tret1-2 homolog. Gene Ontology annotation, cellular component: membrane. Gene Ontology annotation, biological process: transmembrane transport; carbohydrate transport. The coding region runs from base 1749 to 3272 and encodes 507 amino acids. The transcript is spliced from 9 exons. The record is from RefSeq and is a predicted model, not a curated record. Lineage: Eukaryota; Metazoa; Arthropoda; Insecta; Hymenoptera; Apidae. Gene Ontology annotation, molecular function: sugar transmembrane transporter activity.